GGGGCUCAGGGAGGUCAAGUCAUCAAGUGAAUGAGGGAGGAGGAGAAGAAGGAGGAAAAGAAAGAGAAGGAGAGGCUAGCACGGGAGAGGGGGUGGUGAGGAAAGCUGACUCUCCUUCCUUUCUUCUCACUGGCUCUUGGAAGGGGUAAGGGGGUGUCAGGCAGUGUUAUGGUGCCUGGCUUUCGGCCCCAGCUUCCUGACAGCUUGCUCUGUGGCUCAUGUUUUGCAGGUGUGAAUGAGGCAGGAUGAAUUGGACGGGUUUGUACACCUUGCUCAGUGGUGUGAACCGGCAUUCUACUGCCAUUGGCCGAGUGUGGCUCUCGGUCAUCUUUAUCUUCAGAAUCAUGGUGCUGGUGGUGGCUGCCGAGAGCGUGUGGGGUGACGAGAAGUCUUCCUUCAUCUGCAACACCCUCCAGCCUGGCUGCAACAGCGUCUGCUACGACCACUUUUUCCCCAUUUCCCAUGUGCGUCUGUGGUCUCUGCAGCUCAUCUUGGUUUCCACCCCAGCUCUCCUCGUGGCCAUGCAUGUGGCUCACCAGCAGCACAUAGAAAAGAAAAUGCUGCGACUUGAGGGCCACGGGGACCCCCUACACCUGGAGGAGGUGAAGAGGCAUAAGGUCCACAUCUCAGGGACACUGUGGUGGACCUAUGUCAUCAGCGUGGUCUUCCGGCUGCUGUUCGAGGCCGCCUUCAUGUACGUCUUUUAUCUGCUCUACCCUGGCUACGCCAUGGUGCGGCUGGUCAAAUGUGAGGCCUACCCCUGCCCCAACACAGUGGACUGCUUCGUGUCCCGCCCCACGGAGAAAACCGUCUUCACCGUCUUCAUGCUGGCCGCCUCUGGCAUCUGUAUCAUCCUCAAUGUGGCCGAGGUGGUGUACCUCAUCUUCCGGGCCUGCGCCCGCCGAGCCCAGCGCCGCUCCAAUCCGCCCUCCCGCAAGGGCUCCGGGGGCUUCGGCCACCGCCUCUCACCUGAGUACAAGCAGAAUGAGAUCAACAAGCUGCUCAGCGAGCAGGACGGCUCCCUGAAAGACAUACUGCGCCGCAGCCCCGGCACCGGGGCCGGGCUGGCCGAGAAGAGCGACCGCUGCUCAGCCUGCUGA
This is a messenger RNA of Kogia breviceps (pygmy sperm whale), 1100 nucleotides long. RefSeq names its product gap junction protein beta 1 (gene GJB1). Gene Ontology annotation, molecular function: gap junction channel activity. The record is from RefSeq and is a predicted model, not a curated record. Gene Ontology annotation, biological process: cell-cell signaling. Gene Ontology annotation, cellular component: connexin complex. Lineage: Eukaryota; Metazoa; Chordata; Mammalia; Artiodactyla; Physeteridae.